Molecule: messenger RNA, 5502 nt
Organism: Uranotaenia lowii
Lineage: Eukaryota; Metazoa; Arthropoda; Insecta; Diptera; Culicidae
Exons: 6
Coding region: 1327-4170 (947 amino acids)
Source: RefSeq, a predicted model, not a curated record
UAUUUUCGAGAGCUAUUCAAAUGAUAAAUUACAGAAUCAUAAUUGCUCAUCUAGAUUAAAUGAUCUCAUAAAAUGUGUCCAGUAAUUGUUGAUAACCCUAUUACUACUUUGUAUGAUGCUUUCCUAUGGAAAUCUAAAUUGGUAAACCCUCUUGUUAUCGUUGUCGCCUUUUAUGGAGAGGUUUCAGAGCCGAAUUAUACUGUUCAUGUGGAUGUUAAAUGGACGUGCACCUGAAUCUGCGCAAUUUUCUUAAACCUCAAAUACCAUAUUAACACCCAACAUCGUCCCGGAGCUACGGCGCUCCAUUUGAUUUAAAUUCUCUAAACUUUGGUGUGAUUUUUGAUGAGGUGUUUCCAUCGUGAUCAUUUCGAGCUGGGCGAUCAGUGACGACUCUCGAUGACGACAGCGUGCCGCUGCAGCCGCCUUUCUCUUUUUGUACCCUGCUGCUGGCACGCUUGCCGAAUACCAGCGACUGUUGUGGACGCUUUAGAAAAUGCGACAUUCAACCAACAGUGGAACGAAACGCCUCGGUAGACAGAUGCCGUCGUCGUGUUGUUCGUUUAGGUUUAUUUUGUGCCUGUGAUCUUUUAGUGUUAGUCCAACGUAUUAGCGGAAAAGUUAAUCAAUCCCAUUUUAACUCGACUAAGAGGCUUCAAGCUUAAUAGAAGAUCGAAUGCCUAUUCCAAGCUACUAUUGUUUGCUGUUUACACAUUUCGACUAACCCACAUCCUAGAUUGCUCAUUCUGUAGUGCCUUUUUUUUAUUGUUUCAAUUAUUUUCGUCUACGGAAGUCGCCUAAAGCUCCUUCAACUGCAGUCUUUUUGUGAUUUUUCGCGAUUGUUAAAGACUAAUGUGAUUUUUGCGAUGUAGUUGAUGUUCAACUACUGAUCAACCAAACUCCCUCAAUCCAGAUGUAACUGAAAACCACCCGUAUAUUAAUGACGUAACGCCAUCAAUAACAAUAAUUGCCAAUCAUGAAUCAUCUUACGAGGGAAUCUAUUUUGAAGUGUGUAUAUGAACCUGCCUCAAGUGCCGGACAGUGAGGCAAAAAAAAAACAAAAGAUACUCCCGAGUGAAGCAAGCUGUGAUUUGCUGCCCCGUAUCAAAUGUUUCUUCCUGGAGGCGCUGUUCCCGUGAGCUUGAACCACCAAUUGAUCGUCAGCCUCAUAAAACAUGGUGCUUUUCCAACGACAGAAGCACCAACUGGUUGUGAACAUUUCGAACUGGAUGGAAAGUGAAUCAAACGUCGUUGGCUUUGCGUGCAGUCGUAACACAUCCCAAACCGUCCAUAGCUGUCAAGUAAGAGAAUAAGCUAAAAGCAUUCAGAAUGUACCAGCUAGCCGAUCUCACCGGAGAUGGUUUCUGGUUUUACGGGACGCUGUUGUCGAUCGGGAUCCUGGUGACCUUGGUAACGACCCUGGCAUCAUGUUUGUGCUGCCGAAAGCAGGAGAUCAAGGCUUCCAAUGCUCCGCAUCGAAGUUUGCCGGACAUUCCUACCGUUGAAACCGUUGGCGAUAAUAAUUCAGAACUAUAUGCCACGGUUGGCGAUAAGGUGCAUGAACUCCCUCAGGGAAGAAGUCCUACAUCCAGUCUCAAAAAACAAGCGAGUGUAUCCCAGCACAGUUCCAUCAGUCAGGCGGAUGAUAUCAGUUCGCCGUAUGCGCGAGUUCGAUCGCCACCGCAUGCGUACGACAAACUGCGCCGAACCGAGCAUCCGUAUGCGCAGGUUGUUCAACCGGGCAGUAGCAGCGGUUCGGCGCUGGUCGCCACUAUUGCCGAUGACGAUGACGAGCUGCUGAGUCCCAUUUCCAGACGCGGAGGACCAACUGCGGCUGGGACAUCCGGAACUGGAGGUGAUUCCAGCCAAAGUUUGCUGGAUGAUCGGGAAGCUUCUUCUGUCGAUAUUCCCGCAGCCUCGGCGAUAGCAGGCCGUGUUUCGGCUAGCCAGGACCUCCCCUACAUGACUCCUCCGAUUGUGCAGCCACCACAGCAGCACUUCAGCGGAGACUCGCAGGACUCCUCAAAAGGUUACACCAGUAUCAGCGUUCGCGAACCGCUAGCCAAUCUGUUACCACAAUCGUCGCAAAACCAGUCGACUGCACAAAGACGUCAAAUGUUGGGCGAUUCUCACUAUGCUACUGUUUCGGAUGAUUCUGACGAAAUGUACGCUGCUAUCGAUGAUCCCAACAAUCAAGGCGAUUUGUACACAAGCGGCUCGGAAACGUACGCGCAAAUUCAACCACCUAACAUGGUAACGGUUUCGGUCGAGAUCAAUACCGGGGCCUCGAGUCGGCCUGCGAUGAGUCAUCAGGAAGAUUCGAUGGAUGCCCUACAACCGCUUCCAGCCAAUAUUUCCGCCAUUUCCAGCUCAUCUACAACGACUCACAACAGGUUGAGCACCAUCAGUGGCACCAGUGGGGUAUUGGCCGAGGAAACGACCUCCAAUCAUCCGCCUCCUCCAUCGAUCGACAGUCUAAGAGCGCAUCAGACGCACACUUCCUAUGCGCAUUCACGCCAAGCAUCUAAUUCAAGCUGUACCAGUUCAGUAGGCAACCUAGGCUCUCCAAAGCCUGAAAAACGCCAGGCUAAUUCGCCACUUCCGCCAACGCCAAAGAACCUCAAACAUCAGACGAGUAACAACUUUUUCAGUAAUUCGAAUCUAACGUCAAUCAGCUCCAAUACAUCAGUUCAAACGAUUCAAUCGGGUCGAAACUCGGCAGCAUCGGUGAUCGAAUACAAAACCUCGCGCGAGAAUAUCUCCAAAACAGACGAACAACAACAGCUGGCCAACGGGUCUGCUGGAAAGCCUAAAAAGAGCCCUUCCAAAGAUUUGGAAGGCAUGUAUGCCAAGGUUAUGAAAAAGAGUAAGCUGUCCAAAGCGCCAUCACAAAAUUCGAGCCCUGUUCCAUUACGCAAAGAAGGAGUCCAUCCCUCGGAAGGUGAACAGUUUGUAUCAGAAACGGAAGUGUCGCAACUAAACGGCAGCGGUUCAGUACAUGGAUCACCAAGUAAAAAACCGCUACCAGUAAUAAGUUCUGGAAACGAUUACGAAACAUUAGAUAAAAAACAAAUCAGAAAGCAGAACGAUCCAGGAUACGAAACAAUUCCCGGAGAUGGCAGUGUUAAGGCUUCUCAAGAAAUGCGCAGAUCUGCCGAUUACGCCCAGAUACAAAAAAGAAGCACCGGUUUAGCUGUGGCGCAGGGAAUUCAGAGUGUGUCCAGGAAUUCGCUUGAAAUUUUUCAAGGUUUGGAAAAAUCGGCCGAUAGUGAACCUGGUUAUGAAAGUUUACCAGGCAGCAACGAUCCCGGUUACGAAACUUUGAAUAGAGGUCGUGCUGAAUCCGAUUCCGAUCCGAACUAUGAAAUUCUUCGACCAGCGAGGGAUAAUGACGGAUACAGUAGCAUAAGAGAUAAAAGAACGGUAAAAAAUCGACUAGAUUUUGGGAAGGAUUCGGACACUGACAGCACUCCUGGAUAUAGCAGUAUCAAAGAACGAGUGGAUUUUGAUCCAGGUUACAGUGUGAUAAGUGAAAAAAAGAAACCAUCAGUUAUGCAUGAUUAUGCGAGCAUUACGGAAGAAACUAAACGAAAAAAACAAAACCUAAACAACAAUAACGUAGACCCGGGUGAGGAAUCGGACAUCUACUCGAGCAUAACGAACGCCCCAAUGGUGGGGAACGCAACGACUCCCAAUUAUUCCACCAUUCCUGAACCAACAAACGUCACCUCGUCACCCGGCUAUUCGAGCAUUUCGGAAACGCGAACGACGCCUUCCACCGAGAGUACGAGCUCACCAGACAACCUUAUCGGGUACGCUAAACACAACAAUACCGCAACGAACAACAGUAAUAGUCGGCUGUCUUCCAACUAUGAAUCUCUGACAGGCAGCGAGUCGGAUCCUAACUAUGAAUCCGUUAAAUAUCUCAAUGUGAAAGAGAAUCCUUACGAACGACUGCACAACGAAUCUGGUCAGACACCGUCCACAGCCGGUGCCUCUUCCAACGAUUCCCUGUCUAAAUCAUCGGAAUCGGCCACACCCGGUGCAACGACGGCUGCCGAUGGGUUCACUUCUGAUCGGGCAACGCCCAUUGAUCGUCCUCCCAGCAGCAAAACUCCUUCCUCGACGUGUGAACUGGAAACCAGUGGCGUUAGUGAUUACUUCCAAGUCUGAUCGAACCUGUAGGCAGCUCAGCACACUCUAAGAAAAAAAAAACACACACAAAAGGAAAACUCCCACCGGAUCAAACCUUCUUCUUUCCGUGCCGUCGUCUUCGUCGUGUGCAAUGUGAAUAGUUUUACCAGUAUUUCCACCCGCUAUAAGUGGAAUGUAUUUGUUUUUCAACCGCGUACCCAGUCACGCCCCGCAAAAAUCAUCGACUACAUCAAAGUAUAUUUAUAUUACUGUACUAAAAAUACGUUAUUUAAGGUAAGGCUUCAGAUGGUUUAAUAUAUUUCGAGUGCAGCUUAAGGCGUACACAUAAGGUUAGUAUUACUUAAGAAUUGCAAUGCGAUUCGGAUGUUUCCCAUUUUUGGGUCCCACAAUCCAAAUCGAUUUUUUUUUUCUUUCUUCUGGUACAAGUCAGAAGCGACAAGAGCAAGUAAUGAUAUUUGUUUAUCAAUCGUGUUUAUUAACGAUUUAAUAUUUCAAGAAGUCACAAAAGAGAAAACGGUAAACGCGCACCAUUAGAUAUUUUUGUUUUAAACUCUCCACUAUAAUGAGAAAGUGAGAAUCUUUGAUAAAAUCUAGAGAAAACAAAUCUCGCGGUGGUUUCGUUUUCAGAAAACGAGCGCUCGGAUUAACACGCGUAAUAUUGAAAAGAUUUGAUCGAUGCAAAAGUUUUAGGAUAGCUCACUUAUUUAUUGUUAUUGACCUUCGACGACUGCGCAUUUUACUCGAAUGGUUUUCUUAACCAUCGAAAAUUCACGUUUUGGCUUCUUUUUGAUUUCUCCCUUUGGAUUCCAUUUGAAACGUUUUAAGAACCCGUAAAAGUUACAUUCCAGCGAAAUUGUUUCGGUAUUGAUAUUACGUGUAAAAGAAAUUCGCUUAUACCAGCCUAUCUAGAACUAUUAUCAUUUAAUUAUUCUUCAUGUGAAUUAGUAGUACUCAUCACGCAAGUAGAGCAGAACAAUGGUUGUCAUUUGUUAGCUGGACAAUUAAUUUUGGAAUAAUAAUAAUCCAAGAACGAUAGUUUAGAAAAAAGCUGACGUGAAAAAUAGGAAAUCAUUUGUUGUUAACCAAAUUUUGUUGUAAAUUUUUAUUGUUAAAAACAAGUAAGUUCCAUUUUUUAGGAGGUACAACUAUUGCCCCUGCCCCUGCCUCUUACUAUCGUGUGAGUAGUCCUAAUUCAUAAAAAUAAAAUACCUAAAUAUUCCAUCGGAGAAUCAAUUGAAGGCAAAAACCAAAUUAGCAAAAUAACACCAAUUGAAAGUAUUAUACAGAUACUUUCUUUCGUAAACGAUCCAGUAUAAGAAACUUGAUGAAUAAACUCAUAAUUGAACAAUG